AUGCGCCGCGCAAGCAGCAAGCAGAGGAACGUCUUUGAGCCCAAGGCGAGGCAGUGUGCCAGCCUGUGCGCCUUGCGGUUUGCACUUGAAGCAGGCAGCGUGCAACCAGGCACGAAUGAUGCCAACAAAAAUCGGCUGUCGUCGAAUUGCUUCGCUGCAAGCUGUCAUUUUCGGAACGGGGUCGAGCUUGCAAUUCACAUGUUGCCAUGGCUGCGCACGAGUUUCCUCUUGAUUUGUCCUGGAACUGCGUUUGUCAGCCUGAUGCUCCCGUGCACGCCUGAGGGAGCAAAUGCCCUCUCAAUGGCAACCAUUUCAACCAUUUGCUUUGUGAGGCUUUCAUUUUGA
Molecule: messenger RNA, 345 nt
Organism: Effrenium voratum
Lineage: Eukaryota; Dinophyceae; Suessiales; Symbiodiniaceae
Source: the annotation of a GenBank genome assembly